CUUGGAGAGCUAGUUGAUGAUAUAAAAUAAUAAUCAUUAUGUGGUUAUUGUGCAGAAUAUUGUUGUUGAUCAUAAUUUAAAAAAAAAAUUAACGUGAUCGAAAAUAAUGCAUUUCGAUAUAGGUAGUGUUUAUUAUGGUUAUCUAUUAAAAUUUAAAAUAUUUAUUAGAUAUUAUAGUAUCUAUGGCAACGAUUGAUACAACAUCAUAAUAUAUUAUAACAGUGAUCCACAUAAUACAAUUUUAUUCAUAAACCACUCGCAGGAUUCUAGGCAUACUUACUGACCAUAUUAUACAGAAUACUAGACUAUAACCAGUAAUUGAGUAAUCACCGCAUAUCAAGUUUAUAUCUAAUAUGGCGAAAACUAUGGCUGAUUGGCAUACACCGACACAAGUAGAAAGAUCUUUAGCGGCCAUGUGGAUGAAACUUGAAAAGUCUAAUGUACCAUUAAAGGACAUAUCAGAAAAAGAUUUAAUAAGUUACUUUGGUAACAAGAAACCGGUCGUACAAAAACUGCAGAACGAACUGCUUUUUAACUCGAAUAAGUCAUUCGAUCCGAAAUCAAAACAAGAUAGUUGGAGAAAUAAGAAAGAAAUACACGACAAUAUUUACGAAGAAGAAUACCAACGAACAAUGCCUGUAGUGUCAUCCCAUUUUAUUGGUCAUCGACUCAAAAACCUGGAAGGACGGUCGUUAGUCAACUAUAUAUGUAAGGAAGAAAAUAACAAAUAAAAUAUUUUAGUAUAUUA
This is a messenger RNA of Acyrthosiphon pisum (pea aphid), 748 nucleotides long. RefSeq lists its product as uncharacterized. The record is from RefSeq and is a predicted model, not a curated record. The transcript has 4 exons. NCBI's taxonomy places the organism in Eukaryota, Metazoa, Arthropoda, Insecta, Hemiptera, Aphididae. The coding region runs from base 354 to 731 and encodes 125 amino acids.